Molecule: messenger RNA, 968 nt
Organism: Danio rerio (zebrafish)
Lineage: Eukaryota; Metazoa; Chordata; Actinopteri; Cypriniformes; Danionidae
Gene: gjd1a
Product: gap junction protein delta 1a
Biological process (GO): transmembrane transport; cell communication
Cellular component (GO): connexin complex; gap junction; plasma membrane
Source: RefSeq, marked provisional
AAGGUCGGCAGGGAAGUGAGAGUCAUAAGCGCGGCAUCAUGGGAGAAUGGACUAUAUUGGAGAGGUUGCUGGAGGCUGCGGUACAGCAGCACUCUACUAUGAUCGGCAGGAUCCUGCUGACAGUAGUGGUGAUAUUCCGGAUCCUGAUCGUGGGUAUAGUGGGAGAGAAGGUGUAUGAGGACGAACAAAUUAUGUUUAUAUGUAACACACUGCAACCGGGUUGCAACCAGGCCUGCUACGAUAAAGCCUUCCCAAUCUCCCAUAUCCGUUACUGGGUUUUCCAGAUCAUCCUGGUUUGCACGCCCAGCCUCUGCUUUAUCACAUACUCUGUGCACCAGUCUGCCAAGCACAAAGACCAGCGUUACACACUUCUGCAUGGCCCUUACAUCGACCACGGUCAUGGGCCGAGCCGCAAGCUCCGCAACAUCAACGGCAUCCUGGUGCACCCGGAAAGCAAAGACGACCGCGAAUGUCUGGAUCUGAAAGACAUUCCCAACAUCCCGGCGGGGGUGACAUACUCCAAAAGUGCCAAGAUCCGCCAGCAGGAAGGCAUCUCCCGCUUCUAUGUCAUCCAAGUGGUGUUCCGGAACGUUCUGGAAAUCGGCUUUCUAGCCGGCCAGUACUUCCUCUACGGAUUCAAUGUUCCCGCCAUGUUUGAGUGCGACCGCUACCCUUGCGUGAAGGAGGUUGAAUGUUACGUGUCGCGUCCCACAGAGAAGACAGUUUUCCUGGUGUUCAUGUUCGCAGUUAGCGGAAUCUGCGUGGUGCUAAAUUUGGCUGAGCUCAACCACCUUGGCUGGCGCAAGAUUAAGACGGCCAUCCGUGGCGUCCAAGCUCGUAGAAAGUCUAUUUGUGAGAUCCGAAAAAAGGAUGUGUCUCACUUGUCCUCCGUGCCCAACUUGGGCCGCACCCAGUCUAGCGAAUCAGCUUAUGUCUGACAGCGAAUAGGGGAGGGGCUUAGACGAGGU